AUGGGCAUACCGGACUUCAAGCUGGAGAAGACGGUGGUGCAGCGGCGUGUCGAUCAGAUGACGGCGGAAGGCGUUACCUUCAAGACUGGCGUCAAUGUGGGCGUUGACCUGACCGGCGAUGAGCUUAUGGGUGAGUUCGACGCGGUGGUUCUGACGGGCGGCUGUACGAUACCGCGCGAUUUGCCCGUGCCCGGACGCGAAUUAGACGGCGUUCACUUCGCAAUGGAUUUCCUGACGCAGCAGAACCGCCUCAACGCAGGCGAGCAUAUCCCGGAUGCAGAGCGCAUCAGCGCCGAGGGCAAGCGCGUUGUCAUACUAGGCGGCGGCGAUACCGGCUCCGACUGCCUGGGCACUUCGCAUCGCCAGGGCGCGGAGAUUGUCUAUCAGUGUGAGUUGCUGUCCGAGCCGCCGACCGAUCGCAGCGAAAACAACCCGUGGCCUCUGUGGCCGAUGAUCCUGCGGACUUCGUCAUCGCAGGAAGAGGGCGGAGUGCGCGACUACGAUGUGCUGACGACGCACUUCUCAGGGCGCAACGGCAGCGUGGAAAAAUUGCAUGCUGUGCGCGUGAACUGGGGUGCGCCGGACGCCUCAGGCAGACCUAGCCUGGAGCGCCUAGAGGGCAGCGAGUUCGAAUUGACACCGAUCUCGUACUGCUGGCGAUGGGCUUUGUGCAUCCGCAGAGGGAAGGGCUUCUGGAGCAGCUUGGCGUCGCGCUGGAUGGGCGCGGCAAUGUGCAGACGGACCAGGACAAGAUGA
This is a messenger RNA of Geodia barretti, 756 nucleotides long. NCBI's taxonomy places the organism in Eukaryota, Metazoa, Porifera, Demospongiae, Tetractinellida, Geodiidae. The record is from the annotation of a GenBank genome assembly.